UUUUUUAAGGAGAAUGCAACAUAUCUUAAUCCAUAAACAUACGAACCUGUCAUUGUCAAUACAACCACAAUUGCCCUUCUACUCACAGACGUCCGUAACCUCAUUGUUUGCUGGCCGCAACAUCCCCCCCCUCCCCUCUCCCCCCCACAAAAAGGAGCCACUGCGUUUUAAUACUUUGCCACCAUGGAUCAAGUAUCAAACAUCUUAGGCAACAUCCUUUCCAUUGAAGAAGGACUGCCUGAAGUAAUUGACACCAGACCGAAAACCAUCAAACGAAAAUCACUCGAAUUGGACUUUAGUACGUUUUGGAAUUCCGAUAAGAAAACCGAAGAGGACAGCGAAGAGAAUGAAGACGACCUGAAUAUGUCUGUUGCCAGUGUUCCACCCGCCAAUUCCGGCUCUUCUUCAUCGCAAUACAUGGCGGAUAAGUUGAUGGAGAAGGCAUUAGCCAUGAUAAUCCCUACUGAAAUCCAUGAUUAUCAAACCACAAAAAUCAUCGAAGAUAGAAUUGCCAUACAGAAGCAACGACCAGGGUUAAGCUUCAACAUUAUGCAAAAGAAUUCAAAUAUGUUGCACCAGCGGAACUCGUCCAACUACGUCAUGAUCAAUUCAAUUAUUCAGUUUUUCAACUGGGAUGACACGUACUUUACCAUUGGUGUCUUGCUAAUCAUCACCCAUAUAAUUCUCAAACCGUUGCUAUUAACAGUUGCUCCACUUGUGUUUGUCCUUGCUAAUGUCAUCAUCCCUCACUAUUUACUUGUUUACCCUCCCGACGCCACUCAGAAGUACCUUGAUGUGAACCCAGUACCGGCGAAUUUGCCCUUGGGGAAAUACAAAAUUGCCAAACCAGUGCCGUUAUUCUCGCGGGAAUUCUUUUUGAAUUUGACCGACACCCAGAACUUUAUGCGGUACUAUAUUGACAGUUAUGACUUUAUCGUGUGGAUAACCCGGGACUACUUGUACUUUAAGGAUGAGCAGGUGAGUUCGUUGGUGUUGCUUUUGAUGUUGGGCACGAUUAUCAUGAACUUUUAUACUGUGCCUAUCCUUUUUGAGUUUGCUUUGAAUCAUGUUAGAUUUGUCAAGAUUAGUAUGAUUUUGAGUAUUUGGUUGUUUGUGAUUAUGUUGCAUCCCAACAAUAGAGGUUCGCUUCUUGAAUGGCUAUACAACGAGGAUACCCGAUUGAAUUUCCAAAACUAUGUAAAUAAAGUGGAGGCAAAACUUAUCGGGCUACUUGAAGAAAACGAGCCCGGCUCAGAGGAUGAUUCAAUCUAUGUUGAGAUUUUCGAGUUACAGAAACUUGAUUUGGGUACCAAGAUUUGGGAAUUUAUUGGAUUUACUCCAAAUUUCUAUACUGCUAACACAUCAACUAGACAAUACAACAGCAGUAUAUCCAAGGAUGAAGAUAAUACUCCCGAGGGACCCAAAUACUUGAGAAUUCCACGCAAGGACACAUUGAAUGAGAUAUUGCCCCCCAAGACAUACGAAUUCGUCGGAUCCUGGACUAUUGAUUAUAAUGUGACAUCCUGGGUCGAGCAAAACUUGAUUAAGGACCUAGUGAUUAUUGAUGAUGAUGAAAAAUGGGCUUAUGAUUAUACCGAAGAUGAUGAAAUCACCACAGACGUGUUUCGAAGAAGGAGAUGGAUUAGGAAGGUAACCAGGUCGAAAACAGCAUAAAAUAUUACUUUAGGAAAUCCAUAAGAUUAAGACUUUUCGUUUCGGUUUUCUGUUUCUUCUUUUCACUGAGUAGCGAUGAUAGAUUAAGUUUUCUCUUUUUGGCGCGAUCUUUUGACUUGACAUUCUUGACGGAUGGCUGCUUGACCUGAUUUGUAUGGUCUGGUGUCCAUUCCGCCUUGAAUUCGACUUUUUCUCCCACAGGUUCCUCCACUUUCUUGUUUUUCUCUUGGAUUAGAGAAUCAUCAUAGCUUGUAUGGCGACAGACUGUACAGCGAUAUCGCAACCUCCUCUUGCCAACAUUUUCCCCUUUCUUCUUCUUAGGAUAUGCUAUGCGAAUAGAUACAGUCAACCCUGGAAUCCAUAAAUUCCCACAACCCUGACAAAACUUGUAUGUUAAUAAAGGAGGAAGGUUGAUUUGUUUGAUUAAAUUGUGUCUUUCGAAAAGAACAGAGUAGUUUUGUGAUAGUGGAGAAAUUGCAUUGGAAUGAGCUAGGUCAUACAAGUGCAAUGAUGUUAUUUGAUUUGGAUUUAGUGGCUUCUCUUGUGACAUU
Molecule: messenger RNA, 2225 nt
Organism: Spathaspora passalidarum NRRL Y-27907
Lineage: Eukaryota; Fungi; Ascomycota; Pichiomycetes; Serinales; Debaryomycetaceae
Exons: 1
Coding region: 184-1674 (496 amino acids)
Biological process (GO): peroxisome organization
Cellular component (GO): peroxisomal membrane
Source: RefSeq, a predicted model, not a curated record